GCGCGUUUUUUAAUUGAUCAGUUUGUAAAAUUCUUUUUUCUAAUUGGUCCAUCAAUUGUCAUUUGUAGCGAGAUUUUGAUCACAACCUAAAAUCACGAAUUUAAAUUUAAUAAAAAAUCGAACAGCCUAAAUGAAAUGGUACUUGAUUCUCAGACACCCUCUGGUGGUAAGUCUUCCAAAAUUAGUUUGAUGGAGGUUAGUCGGACCUAUAUACUUUUAACAUCAUAAUUUAUUUCAAUCACAGAGAAACGCUUCACCUUUCUUCUGAAUUCUGAAAGUUAUAAUAUUGCGUUUACAUUUUUAUUUAUCAUGGGUUUGUGUAAUAUCGAAUGUAUAGAAAGAAUAGCGCAAUAUCUCGAUGUUUCUCCAGGAAAGUUGCAAGUUUCUGAUAAAAAUAUAGUAUUUAUUCUAGAGUAUGCAGAAAAGAAUUUAUCCAUUCAAGGCUUUAGCACUAUUGUGCAAGCACUUGUAAGGAGUUCAAAAUGUUCUGAUAUACUUGAGAAAGAAACACAAGCAUUGGUACAGCAAUGGCUAGAAUAUAUUGUAAUCUGUAUUAAUUAUGCGGAUGUUCCUAUCAAUGCCAACAGAAUAUUAAAUGAACUGAAUAUUAUAAUAAAAGAUAUACCAUAUAUAACUGGUACAAAGAAGACUAUUGCAGAUGUUGUGUUGUAUUACGUUUUACAUUCCAUCAUGAAAAAAUUAAGUCUUCAGCAAAAGGCACAAUAUAUUCACGUCUCGAGAUGGUUCGACAAUAUCCAGCAAGAAGAGAAAUUGAGACGGGAAUUAGAUCUAAUAUCUUUUAACUUAUUACAUCUGUAUAAUUAAAAUAAAAUGUUUUUAAUUUAUUUUAUGAUG
This is a messenger RNA of Atta colombica, 855 nucleotides long. It is a transcript of the gene AIMP3, whose product is annotated as eukaryotic translation elongation factor 1 epsilon-1. Gene Ontology annotation, biological process: positive regulation of DNA damage response, signal transduction by p53 class mediator. Bases 310 to 825 code for a protein of 171 amino acids. Gene Ontology annotation, cellular component: aminoacyl-tRNA synthetase multienzyme complex; nucleus; cytoplasm. The record is from RefSeq and is a predicted model, not a curated record. The transcript is spliced from 4 exons. Lineage: Eukaryota; Metazoa; Arthropoda; Insecta; Hymenoptera; Formicidae.